GAUCAAAUAGUUUUUCAGAAGAAGCUCUUUCAGACCCUGAGGAAACAUUCUUCUUAUCCCAAAAUAAUAGAAGAAUUUGUUAGUGGCCUGGAGUCUUACAUUGAGGACCAAGACAAUUUCAGGAACUGCCUUUUGUCCUGUGAACGCCUGCAGGAUGAGGAAGCCAGCAUGGGCACGUCUUACUCGAAAAGCCUUAUCAAACUGCUUCUGGGGAUUGACAUAUUACAGCCUGCCAUUAUCAAAACCUUAUUUGAGAAGCUGCCAGAAUUUCUUUUUAUAAAGAUGAACAGUGAUGGAAUCAACAUGCCUCGACUCAUCAUCAGUCAACUAAAAUGGCUUGACAAAGUUGUGGAUGGCAAGGACCUCACCACCAAGAUUAUGCAGCUGAUCAGUAUUGCUCCAGAGUACCUGCAGCAUGAUUUCGUCACCAGCCUACCUGAAAUCUUAGGAGAUUCCCAGCAUGCUGAUGUGGGGAAAGAACUCAGUGACCUACUAAUGGAGAAUACUUCACUCACUGUCCCAAUCCUGGAUGUCCUUUCCUCCCUCAAACUUGACCUGAACCUCUUGUCUAAGGUCCGGCAGUUGGUGAUGAGUAAGCUGUCUUCUGUCAGAUUGGAUGAUUUACCUGUGAUAAUCAAGUUCAUUCUUCAUUCUGUAACACCCACAGAUGCACUUGAGGUAAUUUCUCAACUUCGGGAGCAGUUGGAUCUGCAGCAUUGUAUUUUGCCAUCACGGUUUCAAGCUUCCCAAAGCAAGAUGAAAAGUAAAGGACGAGCAAGUUCUUCAGGAAAUCAAGACAGCAGCAGUCGAGACUGUGUUACUCUCCUCUUUGAUGUAAUAAAGUCAGCUGUUAGAUAUGAGAAAAUCAUUUCAGAAGCCUGGAUUAAGGCAAUUGAAAGUAUUAACUCAGCAUCUGAACACAAGAUUUUUGACCUGGCAAUGCUCCUCAUCAUCUAUAGCACCAAUACUCAGACAAAGAAAUGCAUUGAGAGGGUGCUAAGAAAUAAGAUUCGAUCAGGUUUUAUUGAAGAGCAGCUGCUGCAGAGUACGUUCUUUAUUCAUUACUUGGUUCUUAAAGAUAUGUGUCCAUCUAUUCUGUCACUGGCUCAGAGCUUGUUUCACUCCUUCGACCAGAACAUAAUUUCCUUUGGCAGUCUUCUAUACAAAUACUCAUUUAAGUUUUUUGACACUUACUGCCAGCAGGAAGUUGUUGGUGCCCUAGUGACCCAUGUCUGCAGUGGGAAUGAAGCCGAAGUUGAUACUGCAUUGGAUGCCCUUCUGGAAUUGGUUGUAUUAAAUCCAUCUGCUAUGAAGCUGAAUGCUGUCUUUGUGAAGGGUAUUUUAGAUUACCUGGAUAACAUGUCCCCUCAGCAAAUACGAAAACUCUUCUAUAUUCUCAGCACACUGGCAUUUAGCAAACAGGUGGAAACCAGCAGCCACAUCCAGGAUGAUAUGCACCUGGUGAUCCGGAAGCAGCUCUCUAGCACCAUAUUCAAGUACAAACUCAUUGGGAUUAUUGGUGCUGUCACGAUGGUUGGCAUGAUGGCUGCAGAUAGUAGAUCUACUAAUCUAACCCAAGGGAGAACUGACCUAAGCAAUGAACAGUGCACACAGGUGACCACCUUGCUGCAGUUAGUUCAUUCCUGUAGUCAGCAGUCUCCUCAGGCCUCUGCACUUUAUUAUGAUGAGUUUGCCAAUCUGAUCCAAGGAAGAAAGCUGGCUCUAAAAGCCCUGGAAUCAGUUGGGCAGACUAUUUUUAAUGAUUUCCAAGAUUCAUUUGUGGUAGACUUCUGUGUUGUUCCAGAAGGCGACUUUCCAUUUCCUGUGAAAGCUCUCUACGGACUAGAAGAAUACAGUACUCCUGAUGGGAUCGCCGUCAACCUCUUGCCCCUGUUGUUCUGCCAGGAGUACGCAAAAGAUGGGGGUCGAAUGACUUCACAGGAAUCAGGCCAGAAAUUAGUGUCUCCUUUGUGCCUGACUCCCCAUUUCCGGUUGCUGAGACUUUGUGUGGAGAGACAGCAUAAUGGAAACUUGGAGGAGAUUGAUGGCCUAUUAGACUGUCCUGUAUUUCUCACUGACCUGGAGCCUGGAGAGAGGCUGAAGUCCAUGUCUGCCAAAGAGCGUGAAUUCAUGUGUUCACUCAUAUUUCUUACUCUCAACUGGUUUCGAGAGGUUGUGAAUGCCUUCUGCCAGCAAAUAUCACCUGAGAUGAAGGGGAAGGUGUUCACCCGGUUGAAGCACAUUGUAGAACUGCAGAAAAUUCUGGAAAAAUAUUUGGCAGUCACCUCAGACUACGUUCCUCCUCCUGCAAACUUUGACUUAGAAACUUUAGACUUAACACCUCAUACCAGUACUGCCAGUUUAGCAAAAAUCAGAAAAAAAGGAAAUACAGGAAGGAAGCGUAAAGCAGAUGACAGCAAAACAUUAUCCCCUGACACACUUUCAAAAGAAGAUAAUUCAGAAUGUGACCCUACACCAUCUGACAGAAGCCAGCUGAGCAAGGAGUUUGCAGGAAAAGAAGAAAAAACAGCAGUGUCACUACAGAAUUACCAUGCUUUUUUCCGGGAGCUGGACAUUGAGGUCUUCUCUAUCCUGCAUUGUAAUUUUGUGACCAAGUUCAUCUUAGAUACUGAAAUGCACACUGAAGUAAGUGAUGGACUGGGAUCUCAGAACUUAAUCUUUUGGAAAGUUCUUCAGCCCUACUCUUCUAAGAACAUGGCUAUGUUAACCAAAGCCAUCUAGCAAUUUCUUCCCAUCAUAACUCUGAAAUUAUUACAGAAUAAAGGAAACCGGGAUAUUGGAUUCUCACAUCUCCGUCAAAAAUCUUCCCAAGAAAUUGCUCAUUGCGUUGUCCAAUUGCUGACCCCAAUUUGUAACCAUCUGGAGAAUAUUCACAACUACUUCCAGUGCUUAGCAUCUGAGAAUCAUGAUGUGGUUGAUGGACCAGGAAUGAAAGUUCAAGAGUACUACAUAAUGUCUUCCUGCUAUCAGAGGAUACUGCAGAUUUUUCAUGGGCUUUUUGCUUGGAGUGGAUUUUCUCGACCUGAAAAUUAUAAUUUACUGUACUCAGCCCUUGGGGUUCUUAGUGGCCGACUGAAGCCAGGAGAACGUGAUCAGGCCUUGGAGGAACUGCUCAGCCAGAGCUUCCAUUACUUGCAGAAUUUCCAUCAGAGCAUUCCUAAUUUCCAGUGUGCUCUUUAUCUCAUCAGAUUUUUGAUGGUCAUUUUGGAAAAAUCUAGAGUUCCUGCCCCGAAAAAAGAAAGAAUUGCUUCCCUGGCCAGACAGUUCCUCUGUCGGGUAUGGCCUAGUGGGGAGAAGGAGAAGAACGUCUCUAAUGACCAGCUCCAUGCUAUGCUCUGUAUCUACUUGGAACACACAGAUAGUGUUCUGAAGGCCAUAGAGGAGAUUGCUGGCGUUGGUGUCCCAGAAUUAAUCAGUUCUCCUAAAGAUGCAUCUUCCUCCACAUUCCCUACACUGACCAGGCACACUUUUGUCAUUUUCUUCCGUGUAAUGAUGGCUGAACUAGAGAAGACAGUGAAAGGUCUUCAGGCCGGCACAGCAGCAGACUCGCAGAAGGUAUUUGAUAGUCGUCCUGUUCUCCAUGCAUGUUUGAAGUAUGGACGUCUCUUUGUGGAAGCAUUUCUGAAGCAAUGUAUGCCGCUCCUAGACUUCAGUUUUAGAAAACACCGGGAAGAUGUUUUGAGCUUACUGGAAACCUUCCAGUUGAACACAAGGCUGCUGCAUCACCUGUGUGGCCAUUCCAAGAUUCACCAAGAUAUGAGACUCACCAAACAUGUCCCUUUGCUUAAAAAGACCCUGGAGUUAUUAGUUUGCAGAGUCAAAGCCAUGCUUAUCCUUAACAACUGCAGAGAAGCUUUCUGGCUGGGCAAUCUCAAAAACCGGGACUUGCAGGGUGAAGAAAUUAUAUCGCAAAAUUCCCAGGAGAGCACAGCAGAUGAGAGUGAGGAUGACACAUCAUCCCAGGUCUCCAAAAGCAAAGCAAGAGAGGAUGGUGAAGAAGAUCAAGCAAGUGCUGGAGAAAAAGAGCAAGAUAGUGAUGAAAGUUAUGAUGACUCUGAGUAGAACCCGGAGAGACUGGUGGUUCUCUUCCGCAUCUGUCCCAGCUCUGACCAUUUUGUGUUCAUGGUUUGAUAUCUGCUGUUUGCCUUUCUAACUGGAAGGAUCCUAUUUUGUUCUUAAAGAGGGGGCUUUAUUUAAUUAAUUUCAUAGAUUAUCUAACAUCAUCAAAGUGCCAGGUUUCCACUCUAGCAUUAUUUACUGGGUUGGAUAAACAUGGCAGUGCUAUGCUAUAGAGUAAAAACUCAGUCAUCCUGGGCCUUAGGAACAAGUGUUGAAACUCUCUGAUUUAUUCUAGAAUUUAGGC
Messenger RNA from Otolemur garnettii (small-eared galago), 4384 nucleotides. It is a transcript of the gene FANCD2, whose product is annotated as Fanconi anemia complementation group D2. Gene Ontology annotation, cellular component: nucleus; condensed chromosome. Gene Ontology annotation, molecular function: DNA polymerase binding. The transcript is spliced from 40 exons. Gene Ontology annotation, biological process: mitotic intra-S DNA damage checkpoint signaling; homologous chromosome pairing at meiosis; interstrand cross-link repair. Lineage: Eukaryota; Metazoa; Chordata; Mammalia; Primates; Galagidae. The record is from RefSeq and is a predicted model, not a curated record.